AUGGUCUCCGACCUCAUCUUGUUGUUCCCAUUACUCAUAGUUAUGGGCUUGAUGCAAGUUCAAACAUUUGUAGUCGCUAGUCAACAACCACAAGUUCCAUGUUACUUCAUAUUUGGAGACUCAUCAGUGGAUAUUAGUGGCAAUAACAAUAGACUCAAUACAACAAGUAAAGCCAAUUACCCGCCUUAUGGGAUUGAUUUCCCACAGGGUGUUACGGGUAGGUUCACCAAUGGUCGAACCUUUGCAGACAUCAUUGGUCAACUUCUAGGCUUCGAUAAGUUCAUUCCACCGUAUGCUACUACAACUGAUGAACAAAACAACAAAGGUGUAAACUAUGCCAGUGCUGCUGCAGGCAUUAGAGAGGAAACAGGGAGCCAACUGGGUGAACGGAUAAGUUUCGAUAGACAGUUACUUAAUCACAAUUCGACAAUUUCACACCUUUCGCACCUGCAACGAAACACCCAAUUCCUGAAAAAGUGCAUUUAUUUAGUAAAGAUCGGAAUCAACGAUUACAGCAACAACUACUUCGUGCCUGAUUAUUACAACACAAGCCGCAUAUAUACGACAGAUCAAUACGCAACAGUCCUUAUACAACAAUACUCUCAACAACUAAGGACUUUAUACAGAUUGGGAGGUAGGAAGAUAGCUGUUUUAGGUCUGUUAAAUAUAGGGUGUCGCCCAGCUGAAAUAGGAAGGUUUGGCACUGAUGGGAAACCAUGUGUUGAAUCAAUCAAUGACGCCGUUAAAUUAUUCAAUGAUAAGCUUAAGCCUCUUGUUGAUAAGCUCAACAAUGAAAAUUCAGAUGCACGAUUCACUUUCAUCAACAUUACAAGCAUUUCAUCAACACAAGAAGGUAUGCGAAAUGGUCCUUGUUGUGAAGUAGGUGAAGGAUGGGUAUGCAUUCCAAACGGAAGUCCUUGCCAAGAUCGGGCUUUAUUUACAUUCUAUGAUGGUUUUCAUCCUACUGAGGCUUCUAAUACCAUUACUGCAACAAGGGCAUAUACUGCACGCUCACCAAUGGAUGCUUCACCAUAUGAUAUAAGUCAUUUGGCUCGCUUGACUACUUAA
Cynara cardunculus var. scolymus (artichoke) is the source of this 1068-nucleotide messenger RNA. Its product is annotated as GDSL esterase/lipase At1g29670-like. Bases 1 to 1068 code for a protein of 355 amino acids. Gene Ontology annotation, molecular function: hydrolase activity, acting on ester bonds. Lineage: Eukaryota; Viridiplantae; Streptophyta; Magnoliopsida; Asterales; Asteraceae. The transcript is spliced from 6 exons. The record is from RefSeq and is a predicted model, not a curated record.